AUGGAUGAAGCAGUAUGCAUGAUAUUCGUCAGGCGACUGUACAACGAUGGUGACACAUUUUGUUUCGAAUUCCCGUAUAACUGUGGAGUUGUCAAGGAUUUUCCUCGUAUUGUGUAUAGGAUCAAAAACGAGAACUGCACAACUGUUUCGCAAUUCAAGGGCUACGUCAACUGGGAAUUUCAGCGAAUCAGGAACUCUGUAAAUAAAAAAUGGAGGAGAGAAAAACCUAAACUCAACAAGGUUAAAUCUGCUUCGAGUUCUUCCGCUCCUCCAUUAAUCCUAUGA
Messenger RNA from Necator americanus (New World hookworm), 285 nucleotides. RefSeq lists its product as uncharacterized. NCBI's taxonomy places the organism in Eukaryota, Metazoa, Nematoda, Chromadorea, Rhabditida, Ancylostomatidae. The record is from RefSeq and is a predicted model, not a curated record. The transcript is spliced from 3 exons. Bases 1 to 285 code for a protein of 94 amino acids.